UUCUUAACAAUUUUCACAUCCGAAGCAAUACCGAAGUAGCACCGUAGUUAAGUACUUCUAUAACAAUUUUCACAUCCGAAGUAGCAAUAUGUAUUUUCAUCUGUGUGUGGCCCGUUGUUCACCGUCUGUAUAAUGUUCUUUCCUUCCCCUUCGCUGGAAGAGUCCGGUGUCCUCGGCCGAUUCUCAAGUUUCAGUUUCACAAGUUUUCAACUUCACAAAGUUUAUUCUCUCCUUGAAUGUAAUUUGUUAAAUGUUAAUGCAUCCAGUUGGCUUGAAUGUCAAAGUCAAUGUUAUUGCUCUCGUUGGUAACUGUAUAAUUGCGACGUUGUAUGAUUGUCCGGUUGAUGUUCUGUUGACGUAAUUUUUCAAGAAGUUUAUCGUUCGACCAAUUAAAAAUUGAGAAACGGCGCGAU
Molecule: messenger RNA, 413 nt
Organism: Amoebophrya sp. A120
Lineage: Eukaryota; Dinophyceae; Syndiniales; Amoebophryaceae
Source: the annotation of a GenBank genome assembly